Molecule: messenger RNA, 1686 nt
Organism: Strongylocentrotus purpuratus (purple sea urchin)
Lineage: Eukaryota; Metazoa; Echinodermata; Echinoidea; Camarodonta; Strongylocentrotidae
Product: isochorismatase domain-containing protein 2
Exons: 4
Coding region: 111-698 (195 amino acids)
Cellular component (GO): cytoplasm
Source: RefSeq, a predicted model, not a curated record
UGGAUAUAAUAGUUCACCUGACUAGGCUCUCACACUAGUUAACUCCCCCGAAAAUCUCCCGUUGGCACUUUUCAUGAUCCCGUAGCUUCAUCGUCGAUCUACCUGUCAAAAUGGCUGGCAAGAAUCUUGGCAAACUUGUUCUUCGGAACUCGUCGCUUUUCCUGUGUGACAUGCAGGAGAAAUUUCGACCUAUGAUCAAGUACUUUCCAGAGAUUGUGGAGGUUUCAUCGAGACUCUUUCGAGCAGCCAGAAUUCUUGAUAUUCCUGUGAUUGUGACGGAACAGUAUCCGAAAGGUCUUGGUCCGACCGUGAAGGAGCUGGGUAUCAACCGUGAUGAGGUCAAUAUCUACCCUAAAACAUGUUUCACCAUGGUUCUACCUGAAGUGGAGGAGAAACUAAAGGAAAAUGACACCAAGACUGUAGUACUGUGUGGCAUAGAGACCCAGGUCUGUGUCCAGCAAACGACCCUUGACCUCUUGGAGAAAGGUUAUGAAGUUCAUGUUGUUGCCGAUGCCUGCUCUUCGAGGACCAUGGUAGACAGGAUGUAUGCGAUUGAGAGGCUGCGGGACUGUGGAGCUUUCAUUACGACCAGCGAGGCUAUCAUCCUACAGAUGGUCAAGGAUGCUGCACAUCCGAAUUUCAAGGAGAUUCAGAAGGUCAUCGCUACAUCCGCUCCGGAUUCCGGCCUUCUCAGCUGAAUAGCUCACAAAACCAUGUGGAGGAACUUUGUGUAUUUGAGGCCGUGCUUACAUAGAAUGAACAAUUUAUAAUAUGUAGGAGAGAGAGAAAAAUGUUUGUAAUUUGCAAUAAUCGCCCAUCCCAAAUUCAAACAGAUUCAGAAAGUCAUCGCAACAUCCGCUCCAGAUUCCGGCCUUCUUAGCUAGCUGAAUAGCUCACAAAACUGUGCAGAUUAUUUUUGUAUUUGAGGCAGUGCCUGCGUAGAAUGAACAAUUUAUUAUAUGUAGGAGAGGAAAAUGUUUGUAAUUUGCAAUAAUUGAUGAUAAACUGAUGAACUUUGAUCUGUGUGCAUGCCAACUUUCCAGUGAUGGAAAUGAUGUGCAUGUCAAGUUGUGAACUUGUCGGUGAUGGUAUGGGCUACAGAGCGCCUUUCGACAGUGACAUCUUGCAAACAGGCAUUUUCAAUCUGUGCUAAGCAUACGCUUCCUCCAACAGUGACACUGAUGCUACACGGUACACGAAUGUUGAGCUUAAACGAACUCAGUUACAAAUGGCACUGCCUAGCAAGUCUGUCGAGAACAGCUAGAUCUUAACUGUGCUGUCACUUGAUCAGACAAAAUUUAAUUUGGGGUUACCAGAAAUGUGCUCCAGUUUUUAUUUUGCCAAAGAUAUGGGGAUGAUAUGAUGGAUGAUUGGUUUCUAUUAGACGCAAGUGAAAAGAAUUGCAAUCAGAUUCAUCAAAAGCAAUGCAAAUGGGACUAGAUAAUUUUAUCCAUCAUGCAUAUUAUACUCAAUUAUCCUCUCGGCAGAUAUUACAUAUUUGAUGUAUUCAUUAAUCAGUUUGAAUGUGAUUUAAUAUGAUGAGAAUGUUACUGUUUUAUCCUUUAUAUUCAGAGAAAUUACCUGUAAUUCACAGCACAUCAUGUUUAAAAUGUGAACUGCUGUGAGAAACUCAAGAUUAUAUUUUGAAACUUGUCAAUAAAAUAAAUAUAUAUAAAUUAAACUGUA